Messenger RNA from Drosophila ficusphila, 603 nucleotides. RefSeq names its product glutamic acid-rich protein (gene ND-MWFE). The record is from RefSeq and is a predicted model, not a curated record. Bases 105 to 518 code for a protein of 137 amino acids. Lineage: Eukaryota; Metazoa; Arthropoda; Insecta; Diptera; Drosophilidae. The transcript has 3 exons.
UUUUUCGGAGCUCUUUUUGUAUGUUUUAAGGGUCGAGUGGCGGUCACACUUGGUGUCGAUUUGUCGAAAAUAUCAUAACAAAAACAACAUUUUUUCCGGACAAUAUGUGGUUCGAAAUCUUACCUGGCGCCGUGAUCAUCACCACGCUCCUGUCGGUGCCCAUAUACGCCAUGUACGGUCUGCAGAAGCUGACGAUCGGCAAUGCUUUCCGUCGUAACAUGGACGAACGUUUCGACCGAGUUAUGUACCAGCGCGAUUUCCGACUGACCGACAAUCCCUAUUUGAUGAACGGACUUGAACAAAUUCCCGAUGAAGAGGAAGAUAAGGAUCGAAAGGAUCCUGAAGAAGACUACGAUGUGGGCGAUGAUCCGGUACUCUUAAAGAAGAGGCAAAAAGAGCGCAAACUAAAAGAAAAACAGCUUAAGGAGGAAGAAAAACAAAUGGAAAAACAGCGCAAAGAGGAGGAAAAGCUCAGAGAAAAACAGCUCAAGGAAGAGGAAAAGCAAAAGAAAAACUAGGCCGAAACAACUAGAAAAACCAUUUUGGAUUUGCAGAUCUCGAACAGAAUAAAGAACUAUUAAUCUUUACGAAUUUAAAUUUAAA